AAUCCUGUCAUUACCCACAUCACAAAAAAAGAGCGGCUCCCCCCUUUUUUCCAGUUUCGCGCCCGCUCAGUUCUAUUCUAUCCCGCUUCAUUUUUAUGGUUUUGAAAAGCUCUUCCGCUUCACUUUCAACUCACUCUUUCUCUCUCUCUCUCUCUGUCAGUUUCUCGAGAAAAAAAGUGUAAUUUCGCCGGAAAAAAUGCCGCCGAUAAACUUGACGGAAGGCGCGAUAGCGAUUCUAACGAACCGCGAAGCACAUGCGGAGGAUUUUAAACCGGUGUUACAAAUCACAGAUAUUCGGUUGGUGAACACUCAGAAUCAGAAUAACAAUAACGAACGGUACCGGAUCCUUUUAUCGGACGGGGAGUUUCUUCAGCAAGGGAUGUUAGCUACGCAAAAAAACGAUCUUAUUCGGUCUCAACAGAUUCAAAAAGGAUCUAUUAUUCAGAUGAAUCAGUUCGUUUGUAAUAACAUCCAAAAUCGAAUGAUCAUCAUUGUUAUUGAAUUAGAUAUUUUACUGGAGACAUGUGAUACCAUUGGAGAACCAAAGCAUUAUCUCCCAAAUGGUAUUAGUCCUUCAGUGCCACGGCCAGCUGCCCCACUUCAGCCUUCCACCAAUCAAUCAGGUGGUUUAAGUGGCAGCCCUCAAUCCUUUACUGCUGUUUCAGCUACUUCAAGCUCAGCUCCAAGAUCAAAUAUGCCUGGAGGGAUGCAAUCUCCCGAGUCAACCCGUAGCAUUGGUUAUAAUACUUCCUCUGCUGGUAAUAUUGACUCUGAAAGAUAUAGUUCAACAAGUGCACCCCUUUACCCCAANUGA
Nicotiana attenuata is the source of this 814-nucleotide messenger RNA. RefSeq names its product replication protein A 70 kDa DNA-binding subunit C-like. The record is from RefSeq and is a predicted model, not a curated record. Gene Ontology annotation, molecular function: DNA binding. Bases 197 to 814 code for a protein of 205 amino acids. NCBI's taxonomy places the organism in Eukaryota, Viridiplantae, Streptophyta, Magnoliopsida, Solanales, Solanaceae. Gene Ontology annotation, cellular component: nucleus. The transcript has 2 exons. Gene Ontology annotation, biological process: DNA replication.